AUGUCAUGUAAUUCGGCACCGCUAACCUUAAGUGGAUCUACUGUCUCGGUAACUCAUCCACAUUUGGACAAGAGCGAGAAUAAACUAGCAAGCGUAUCCACAGCAAUCCAACAGUUAGAACCCGACAGUUUGGUCCUGUUCCGUUCCGCUCCAGCCGAACCACUUAUUCGUCAUUCUCAUAAUAAAGACAUCUGUCCAGCCUAA
This is a messenger RNA of Sclerotinia sclerotiorum 1980 UF-70, 204 nucleotides long. RefSeq lists its product with no specific name. The record is from RefSeq and is a predicted model, not a curated record. Bases 1 to 204 code for a protein of 67 amino acids. Lineage: Eukaryota; Fungi; Ascomycota; Leotiomycetes; Helotiales; Sclerotiniaceae. The transcript has 3 exons.